AGAACUAGAAAGCUUUCUAAAUCCGUCUUUAAUCAAUUCUCUUCUUUUUUCUUCAACGCCAUAGCUUUUUCUGGGUUUUUCGAGAAUUUCUUAAAGAGGAUCUGAAGGGUUAGAGAACAGGAUAUAAGAAGAAUCAUUAUUGUCAUCUGUGAGAAUAUCUCAGAGCUUCUUUCUGAUGAACAAAGGAAAUUGUUGGAAAGCAACAGACUGAAAACGCUACCAGGAAAAAACACAAGAGGAGUUGUGACUGGAAGAGACUCUUUCUGGAUUUCUGAUAGAUUUAUAUGAUUGAGAGAAGAACUCAGCGCCCGUGUAUGGAUUUUCCACCUUUGAUAACGGUACUAGAGGGCGAUUUCAACAUGGAGAAUGCUUCUGCAACAGAAAUUGAUACUUUAGAGAACUUGGAUGACUCUAAGCAAAUAAGUAAAGGAAAACCACCGAGGCACUUUUCUGCCAUGCAACAUAUCACAAGCACUACAGUUACUACUACUAGGCUGCAGGUUGCAGUCAAUGCGGAUGUGGCUGUUUGUAAUUUGGUUAUGAAGUCACCUGGUGAAAAUUCAGAGUUUUUGCCUGUAUACCGAUCAGGAAGUUGUGCUGAACAAGGGGCAAAACAGUUCAUGGAAGAUGAACACAUUUGCAUCGAUGAUCUUGUUGAGCACCUUGGUGCAGCUGUUGAAUUCUCAUCACUUGGAGCCUUCUAUGGGGUAUUUGAUGGCCACGGUGGCACAGAUGCAGCAGUGUUUGUCAGAAAGAACAUACUGAGAUUCAUUGUAGAGGACUCCUACUUCCCACUAUGUGUAAAGAAGGCAAUUAAGAAUGCUUUCCUAAAAGCUGAUUACGAAUUUGCAGAGGAUCCUUCUCUUGACAUCUCUUCUGGGACCACUGCCCUUACAGCUUUUAUUUCUGGAAGGAGGUUGAUAAUUGCAAAUGCUGGUGAUUGCCGAGCAGUGCUUGGGAGAAGAGGUAGAGCAAUUGAGUUGUCCAAAGACCACAAACCAAACUGCAGUUCCGAGAGAGUAAGAAUAGAAAAGUUAGGUGGAGUUGUGUAUGAUGGCUACCUCAACGGGCAACUAUCAGUUGCGCGUGCCAUUGGAGACUGGCACAUGAAAGGUCCCAAAGGCUUUGCUUGUCCUCUAAGCCCAGAGCCAGAGUUGCAAGAAACGGAUCUGAGUGAAGACGAUGAGUUCUUGAUAAUGGGGUGUGAUGGUCUGUGGGAUGUGAUGAGCAGUCAGUGCGCUGUGACGAUCGCAAGGAAGGAACUGAUGAUUCAUAAUGAUCCAGAGAGAUGCUCUAGAGAGCUUGUGAGGGAGGCCCUUAAAAGGAAUACAUGUGACAAUUUAACUGUGAUUGUUGUUUGCUUCUCUCCUGAUCCUCCACAGAGGAUAGAGAUCCGAGUGCAGUCACGUGUGAGGAGAAGCAUAUCUGCGGAAGGAUUGAACCUAUUAAAAGGCGUGCUCGAUGGUUACCCGUGAGCCACCCUCGAAACAAAGAUUUGGAGAUAUCUACAUUACUUUGUGAGAUCAUUGCCAACUUAGAGAGUGUUGUGUAGGUUGCCGAGUUGUGUUCUUGAGUAUGUUUGUUUGUUACCAAUAUAUUAGUAUUCAACAUCCAUUGAGAUUUUAGAUUGAUGCAUAUCGCUUUGUAAAUAACUCUUUUUUGUUUUUUACUUGUACCAUGGGAUCCCUUUUUAAAAAUAUAAUAGAAUUUCUUCUUCGAUUA
Molecule: messenger RNA, 1722 nt
Organism: Eutrema salsugineum
Lineage: Eukaryota; Viridiplantae; Streptophyta; Magnoliopsida; Brassicales; Brassicaceae
Product: probable protein phosphatase 2C 27
Exons: 5
Coding region: 285-1475 (396 amino acids)
Biological process (GO): protein dephosphorylation
Molecular function (GO): cation binding; protein serine/threonine phosphatase activity
Source: RefSeq, a predicted model, not a curated record